This is a messenger RNA of Uranotaenia lowii, 922 nucleotides long. RefSeq names its product polycomb group RING finger protein 3 (gene l(3)73Ah). Gene Ontology annotation, biological process: regulation of transcription by RNA polymerase II. Gene Ontology annotation, cellular component: PRC1 complex. The record is from RefSeq and is a predicted model, not a curated record. The coding region runs from base 189 to 860 and encodes 223 amino acids. The transcript is spliced from 4 exons. Lineage: Eukaryota; Metazoa; Arthropoda; Insecta; Diptera; Culicidae.
UUUAUCAACACGCUCGGAAGGUGAAUGGAAACGAAGCGGAGGUGGAUGCAUAAUGAAGAAAAGCAUCAGAAAACGAAGAGUGAACCAUUAAUCCGUCAAAUCAUAUCGCCAUUAUUCUGUGCUCGUUUUUUGUUUGAAAAAUCCGUAUUGUAUAUAUCGAAUAACAUUAAUUAUAGCGCUGAAGUAAAAUGGAGCGACACAUAAAGCUAAAAACACUAAAUAUGCAUAUUACUUGCGAAAUAUGCUCAGGAUAUUUCAUCGAUGCUACUACAGUGACUGAGUGUCUUCAUACGUUUUGCAAAAGUUGCCUUGUGAAGCAUUUAGAGGAAAAUAAUACCUGUCCAACUUGCGAAAAUGUUAUCCACCAGUCUCAUCCAUUGCAAUAUAUCAGCUUUGACCGGACAAUGCAGGACAUUGUUUACAAACUGGUUCCCAAUUUGAUGGAAAAUGAAAUGCAACGAGAGCGUGAGUUUUAUAAAUCUAGAAAUCUUCAAUGUCCUAAAGAUAUGCCUCAACAGCAACAGGACAGUGAUGAUAAAACAAACGAACAGGCACACCAAGAAGCCGAUUACCAUCGGCAAGAUGAACAAGUGAACGUUUGUCUGGAAUGUAUUAGUAACAAUCUUAGGCAUUUGAAGCGAAGAUUCAUACGCUGUAGUUCACAGGCCACUAUAACACAUCUCAAAAAAUUUCUCGCCAAGAAAGUACUCAAUGGCAUUGAGCGUUACAAAGAUAUCGACAUUUUAUGCAACGAUGAGUUACUUGGUAAAGAUCAUACUCUCAAGUUUGUUUACGUAACAAGAUGGCGUUUCAAAGAUCCUCCUUUAAGGCUGCAAUAUCGUCCACGUGUUGACAUCUGAGUAUGGAAAGUAUUUAGCUUAUAAUGAUAGAAAUAUAACACAGUUUAUAACAAAUCUUUAAA